GUGGUCCGGUGCCGACCGUAACCCCCCACGCUUGGAGCUGUCUCCGAACCGAAUCCUCGACGGCGACGCUGCUGCGACCCGGUCCAAACCGCGUUUUUCUGGGCGAAUAAAAACCAAAAAAAGAAAAGAAGCUAGGCUCAACAUGAAUCCGUCGUGUGGCAGAUGUGGUCAAGUCGUUUACCCCACGGAAAAAGUGAACUGUCUGGACAAGUACUGGCAUAAAGGAUGUUUCAGCUGCGAGGUCUGCAAAAUGACUCUAAACAUGAAGAAUUACAAAGGCUUCGAGAAGAGACCAUACUGCAAUGCACACUACCCCAAGACAAACUUCACCUGUGUGGCUGAUACUCCAGAGAACCUCCGCCUCAAACAGCAGAGCAAGAUGCAAAGCCAGGUCCACUACAGGGAGGAUUUCGAGAAGAAUAAAGGAAAAGGUUUCAGCGUUGUCGCAGACACGCCGGAGAUGCAAAGAAUCAAGAAAACGCAGGACCAAAUCAGCAAUAUUAAAUACCACGAGGAGUUUGAGAAGAAGAAGAUCGGAGGAGAGGUCCCUCUUCAGCCGGGCUCCCACAACCAAGGAGCUUACCAGCCUCCUGCAGCCUCUCAGAACUACCACUAUGACCCGACUCCUGAGCCCGUUCAGCCGGCGGCCGCCGCCCCUCCUCCCAGCGCCGGGAAACGAUUCAGGGCGGUGUACGACUACGCCGCCGCGGACGACGACGAGGUGUCCUUCAUGGACGGCGACGUGAUCGUAGACGUGCAGCAGAUCGACGAGGGCUGGAUGUACGGCCGCGUGGAGCGCACCGGCCAGCAGGGCAUGCUGCCCGCCAACUACGUGGAGAUCAUCUGAGCGAGGAYGAAACGUCGAGGAGGAAAGGAAAGGAAGGGAGAGAAGGAAAGGAAAAAGCCCAGUGCCAUCUCAUCUUAACGCCGCUUUCUCUUAAUUUUAUUCUUUUAUCUGUCCUGUGUGACCCUGAAUCCUCUCUCCUCUCUGCUCACCCACCCCCUCCUCCACCCGUCUUGUCUGCUUCUGUCUGUCUGUGCCGAUGUCUGUUUCCUGUUUGUCCCUGACUCCGCCUCUUUCUUCUAAAAAGUGUUAAACUCCCGGCGGUAAGUCAGGCCUCGUCGUAGCUUUAGCGCUAAAAUGAAAUAAUGAAAUGAUUCCCCUCGAUAUAUUUUUGUUUAUUCAGCUUGAUUUUUGACCAAACUGGAAACACAGUGUUGAAUCUCAGUUCAUCAGAAAUAAGCUUCAACCAUUAUUAUUAUUAUUAUUAUUAUUAUUAUUAUUAUUAUUAUUAUUUUGACUUUAAACAUUCCUUUUUUCUCAUUUUGCACCGAUCUGCCGCUCAGAGACGUCUUUAAUAUAUUUCUGUACGACACGCAUCGCCUUCGUCUGCACAAGUCUCUCACGCUCGUGUUCAGCACUGCCUUGUUGAGAAAACUGGAAGCCUAACUGUGGAGCACCUCCCGCCAGCGCCGCCGGCCUGGACCGGGACGGAUCAGGGACAAGUUAGGGGACACGACGAGUCUUACCCAUGGGACCCACUUCAGCUACUGUUCCUGCUUCUGCAACUUCAACGCCCACAGCUUUUUAAACAAAGCGACGCGUUUUAAAGGUGCUCGUCGCAAAACAUGAAAGCAAAUAUCCCGAGUCAGAUCGAACGGCGCAGUCCAGAUAUGCAACUCUGAAAAAAGUGGGUACGCACUCGACGUAAACAAAAGGUUUUGACCUACAUUAGGCCGGGCCGUAGUCUCUGUAGGUGUCACGACUUUGCAACGAGGACCUUUUUAAACGGUUUAGAAAAAGAAACUUUCCCUCCGCUUUAAAGAAAUCACAGAGAGAAAACCAAGCACAACUCUGUAUCGUGAUUCUUUUUAGUUUUUAAUGCUGUUUGUGUGUGAAAACAUUCCGUUUGUUUUUAUUUUUUCCAUUUAAUGUGAGGAAACUGUUUUUCAUGCUGUUCUUUUUUUUCUUUUCUUUUUUUCCAGUGUGCUAACAAAUAAAGUAAUUGUAUUAAAGCAGUUUCUGUUGAAUUGUGCGUUCGGAACACCUGACGAGACAUGACAUUUUAACGUAGUUUCAUCCUUUAGAGUAAUAAAUGAAAUUAUGUGACACUUAACAGCAUUUAAGUCAAAUAUUUGAUCAUUUCUCAGUGAUGUAAACAACGUCAGGAGCCAAUAUAAUCAUCCUAAUCCAGUGUAAUCUUAAAAGUACUCAUUGCAAACAGUGGAGUCGAACAUAAUUUUAUCGUGAACGUCGCAGUUUGAAAGAGCUAUUAUCUGUGUGMGUACGCGCUCAYUGUAAACAAAGCACUUUUAUCUGCACAUUCUAACAAACCUGAGCGUAAAUAACACAAAAUUAAAGUUAAUGUAGGUCAACACGUAGUCACGAGUUUAGCUUACGGAUCUUUAAUUUAACUUGAGCAAAAACACGCAAAUUAAUAUUUUGACCAGUCUUCAUGGCGUUGCAAUGAGUAUCUUUAAGUCUGUAUYAAUAAAUCUGUUUUAUAAAAGAUGACACGUGGGGAGUGGUUUAGCGUUUUUAAUGAAUGUGAGUUUCUGAAUCAAACGUUUCCCCUCGUUCGGGUUAAAAAUAAGAUUUGCGACCGGUUUGUAGGUCGUCAAACUGGCCAAUUGAAAGUUUCCAGCACCGCUCAGCUUCUAUCUCUUCGCUGAUUUGCAUUUAUUCCAGCUUUCUUAUCUCUCAAAGGGUUUAUCGGUUUAGAUGAAAUGAAAAUACGGGCGGUCAGCGUUGUGUUUCAGUGUGGCUCAGGGUGAGUUUUACGACCACGGUGGAAGUGUAUGAGGGCAACAGAUGCUGUUGGGUAGUCAAACGCCACUCCUGCUCAGACGUCACUACUAAAUGUGGUAUCACGACCUCUCUCCUUCCCCCCUCCCCUCCCCACAUUCAUCCUGUGCUUCUCAUCAAUCAUCCCCCGCUUCCUGUAGACUUCGCAGAGUGAAAUCAUAUAAUCCACAACUGCAGGUUUAGCCCUCAGACCAGUUCUGUGCAUUCCAUAUUAUUAUAAAUUGUUUUUGUUUUUGAUAUAAUUUUAUUUUUUAAAGAAAAAAAAUAAAGAUAUGCAUAUUGUCAUACACGUGUAUUCAAAAGUUGGAAUACAUUCUCAGAUUAAGGACCUUGAUAUCAUCUCCUGUUGCCCUGUUACAGCACUUCAAACUGUACUUAAGAUCCUGCAAACUCAAUAAAAUGUCGUUUUUUUUUCUCAGA
Messenger RNA from Austrofundulus limnaeus, 3226 nucleotides. RefSeq names its product LIM and SH3 protein 1 (gene lasp1). The record is from RefSeq and is a predicted model, not a curated record. Gene Ontology annotation, cellular component: focal adhesion. NCBI's taxonomy places the organism in Eukaryota, Metazoa, Chordata, Actinopteri, Cyprinodontiformes, Rivulidae. Gene Ontology annotation, molecular function: actin filament binding.